Molecule: messenger RNA, 2032 nt
Organism: Mesocricetus auratus (golden hamster)
Lineage: Eukaryota; Metazoa; Chordata; Mammalia; Rodentia; Cricetidae
Gene: Fbxw9
Product: F-box and WD repeat domain containing 9
Exons: 9
Coding region: 145-1533 (462 amino acids)
Cellular component (GO): preribosome, large subunit precursor
Molecular function (GO): protein binding
Source: RefSeq, a predicted model, not a curated record
GGACAUUAGGCUUCCUAGCAGCAAUCUCGCUUCCGGUGGCUUCUGAUGUCACCUAACAAGCGCCGGAACUGAUCGCGCGCUGCCUAGGAAACAGGACGCGGCCCAGUAGUAGCCAAACCUGAGAGCCGCACCCACCCUGUCGCCAUGGAGCUUCCCUCAGGGCGGUGCGGGGAUCCUCGCUCUUGUGAUGAUGAGUCGGACCCCGAGCCAGACCCGGACCCUGACAUUCAGGCUGAGGCCUACGUAGCCCGCGUGCUCACUCCACCCAAACCUGGCCUGACCCCGCGGCGCUCGUCGCUACAGUCCACGCUCUCCGCGUCCCUGGACGCGCCGGAGCGAAAGGCUGCCUCCAGAGUCCCGCCCGGGCGCCUGCCGGGCCUGCUGAGCCUUCCCCCGGAGCUGCUGCUGGAGAUCUGCGCCUACCUGGAUGCGCGGGUCGUGCUCCACGUCCUGCCGUGCGUGUGCCAAGCACUGCACGACCUCGUGCGUGACCAUGUCACCUGGAGGCUACGCGCUCAGCGCCGCGUACGUGCACCCUACCCAGUGGUGGAAGAGGAGGACUUUGACUGGCCAACUGCCUGCAUCGAGUUGGAGCAGCACCUGGCCCGCUGGGCAGAGGAUGGACAGCGAGCUGAGUACUUCUGCCUGGCUGAUGGUCACUUUGCUUCCAUUGAUGCAGUGUUGCUGCUCCAGGGUGGGGCACUGUGUCUGUCAGGUUCCCGAGAUCGCAAUGUCAACCUGUGGGACCUACGACAUUUAGGAAAGGAACCUAGCCGAGUUCUGGUGAAGGCCUUGGGCACCCAGGGCAAUAGCACACACAAGGGCUGGGUGUGGUCGCUAGCAGCACAGGACCACCGUGUGUGCUCCGGCUCUUGGGACAGCACUGUGAAGCUGUGGGACAUGGAGGCUGAUGGGCAGCAGUUUGGCGAGAUCAAGGGCAAGGCGGCAGUGCUGUGCCUCUCCUACCAACCUGACAUCCUGGUGACUGGUACCUAUGACAAGAAGGUGACCAUCUAUGAUCCCAGAGCUGGCUUGGCCCUGGUGAAGAGCCGGAGGCUGCACUCGAGUGCUGUGCUAGCGGUCCUGGCGGAUGACAGGCAUAUCAUCUCAGGCAGCGAGGACCACAGCCUCGUGGUAUUUGACCGCCGAACCAAUGGUGUCUUGCAGCGGCUGCAGCUGGACUCCUAUCUGCUCUGCAUGUCUUACCAGGAGCCCCAGCUCUGGGCGGGUGACAACCAGGGCCUGCUGCACGUCUUCGCCAACAGAGAUGGUUGUUUCCAGCUUGUCCGGUCCUUUGAUGUGGGUCACCAGUCUCAGAUCACAGGGAUCAAACACUCGCUGGGGACUUUGUACACAACAUCUACUGACAAGACCAUUCGGGUAAGAACACUGACCCAUGCAGACUCCACCACUGGCCAGGACACACAUCCUGACCUCUACCUCUUACCCUUCUCAGGUUCAUGUGCCCACAGACCCACCCAGGACCAUCUGUACCAGAAGCCACCACAAUGUGUUGAAUGGGAUCUGUGCUGAGGGCAACGUGGUGGUGGCUGCCUCUGGUGGCCUGUCAUUGGAGGUCUGGCGGCUGCUGGCCUAAACAGCUGGACAUGGAAGUGCCUGAGUGUUGAUGUACACUGCCUGCUGAGGCUGCACCUAGGCCUCAGCUCUGGAGGGCUUUCCUUCGAUUGGUGCUGCUUCUGCCCUGCUCCACAGGCCUGUGGCAGAGGAAGCCCUAGGGCUGGGCCCACACCUGUGCCUGUGGAGGUGACAUUCUUGUUUUGGCCACCCAGGGGGCUAUUUGCUACCUUCUACCCUCCGUUGUUUUGUUUUGUUUGUUGAGACAGGGUCUCAUACUGGCCUCAUACUCACUAUGUAUUUGAGACAGGCCUUGAAUGCCUGAUCCUCCUGCCUAAGUCUCCAAGUGUUGGGAUAAUGGGUAUACCACCAAACCUGGAUGAUCCCUGUUCUGUUAGGAUUUGGGUGUUUCUUUCCCACAGGAGAGUGAAGGACAAAUAAAUGACCUACUGUGCAA